Topomyia yanbarensis is the source of this 4637-nucleotide messenger RNA. RefSeq names its product mucin-2-like. Gene Ontology annotation, cellular component: nucleus. The record is from RefSeq and is a predicted model, not a curated record. Bases 491 to 4462 code for a protein of 1323 amino acids. The transcript has 6 exons. Lineage: Eukaryota; Metazoa; Arthropoda; Insecta; Diptera; Culicidae.
GUGUUUCUUCAAAGAUUUGACAGCUCGGGAGGAAAAUUUUUGGGAUCGAACACAAUUUUUGCAAAAAUUCGCAUUCUAAAGUGAUUUAAAAUGGAGUGAAUGUGUGUACGCCCGAUGCAGUACGUGUCCGUGUAACGUUUUACAGUGGAAGUCGGCAGAACUGUGACCGCACCAGCAUACCAGAACGAAUUCAAGUUUUUGCCCUUUCAUUGCAACCCCAUCAUACGAUUAUAUUAUUCUGCUGUGCUGUGUGUAUACUUUUGCUGAGCUGCGGAGGAAGAGGCAAUAACAGCAGCAACAAGAAAAUAGCAAACGAAACGCAAAAAUUGUACACUUUCCUGCCAACCAGCGAAGCUCACUAGCUUGCUAAAACUGGCUCACGGGCCCAGCGCGGAAGAGGUGUUCGUCACACAACAGUGUUGUAUAGUUGCGUUCCAGACGCUAAACUAGCUAUUGGCGAAGUACAGAGUACACACGCAAUUCAGAGGUCAUGUCAUGCCAGCAGGCGUCUCGGGUACAGGAAGAUCCAUAUGCCUUUACAGAACCGGCACCUCUGCAAGCAACUACUACCUUGUACAAACAUCCGCAACAGAACAACCCUGGCCCCAGUGGUAGUAGUGCUACUACCGCGCCGGUGAUACAGGCUGGAACCAGCCUGCUGACCAGCAACAGCGGCAUAAACCAUGUCGUACAGCAACAACGCGUAUCUGUGGCAGCACCGAAGGUAACUCCGAUAAAAGUUACCCUGGUGCCAUCACAACUAGGAGCAUUAAACAAGCCGCGGUUAAAUGGGGCCACGUUUGCGACAUGUCCGAGCGGAACGGUUUUCCGGACUGUUUCUGUUUCCGUACCACAGGCAACGACAAUCGUGCAGAGACCUGCGGCUAGCUUUACAUCAUCCCAGACUACAUUUGCUACUUAUACGACUACUUCUACGCCCACAACAGUAUUUACGAGACCGUUACAGGUUCAAAUAUCUCCCCAGCAAAUGGGCAAAUUUACCCGACGUGUGCUUGCCAGCAAAUCACCAAAUGUGUCCCCUGUGACUGGUACUAUUCAAACGCUUAGAAUAGUGAAAGCUGUGAGCCCUCAGCAGCAGCAGCAGCUACUGCAGCAACAACAACAACAGCAACCCGUCGGAGCUAGGCCUACCCUAACGCCAGACGCUCGGAGAUAUAUUAAUCAUUCCAGUAAUAGCCUUCUGGGAGGACAGAUAGUAUCAUCACCAACGCCGGCAACACCAGCAGGAACGACCAUUACUCCUUCUGUGCCGAUUAUUCAAACAAUAUCUCCAACAAAGAUCCGUCUGAUCCAACCGCAGUCUCAGGGGAAGAUUUUUAUCCACACGCCAAACAGUAGCAACACUUUGGCAGCGGCAACGCACAUCUCUAAUCCGGCUAGCAUAGCCGCCCUUCGGAACACAUUGGUCAAACAAAAUCUUUCUCUUCUCAACAAGAGUCCACAAACUGUCGUGGUGGCGGCACCUACCCUGCAGGGAACUCCCCCGACUAAAAACAUUACAGUUCUUCCAGCGGCCAAAGCGCAGUCACUUCCGACGAUCCCUAAAACAGCUAUUAGCAUCAGACGAACAUCACCACCGACAAGCCAAACGAGUCUCCAGACGGCAACUACUAUCGUUGCUGCUCCUCCCACUAUAACUCCGGUUGUUGCAGUACCGGCACAGACAACGGUUCUGAUCCCACCGGUGAAGAAAAUCCCCCUAAAACUACCCCCAGCGGCUCUAGUACAGCGUUCAAAAACUCCUACAACAUCGAUUCUGAAACCGCAAUUGCAACAACAAAAACAACAGAUACAGUCGCAACUACAGCAACAUCCAAAACCGCAACCACAACAGCAUCCUCAACACACCCAGCGUCUGCAAUUGCAACCACAACAGCAGCCGCAACCACAGCAACAUCUACAACCGCAACCACAACAGCAGCCUCAACCGCCACCACAACAACAUCCUCAACCACUCCAGCGUAUACAACUGCAACCACAACAGCAGCCGCAACCGCAACCACAGCAACGCAUACAGCUGCAACCACAACAGCGUAUACAACCUCCACCACAACAGCGUAUACAACCGCAACCACAACAACCGGUGCAACCGAAGCCCCAACAACAGGCGCAACCGAAACAACAACAGCAACUACAGGCGCAACCGAAACAACAACAGCAACUACAACCGCCACCGAAACCACAACAGGUUCUUCAACCGCAACCACAACAGUUGGUACAACCGCAUCCACAAUCACAACCGCAUCUUCAACCACAACAGCAGCAGCAGCAGUUGACACAACCCAAACCAAUUCCGCAGGACGACAUCGGUUUUACAAUCCCUUCGUUUAUAAUCCCCAAACAAGUCCCAAAAGUGGAGCAACCUGCCAUACCUAAACCGGUGCCUAAACCUGUGGUAGCGCCAGAAGUAUCAACCCCUACCAGCAGCGGUAGCAACAGUUCAUUCAUUGCACCGGUUGUACCGACGGUAAUCGCCUCCACCAGUAGCAGUCCGUCCACCGAGCCGAAAUCAGCGGCAAAACAACGUCGAACGAGCCAAUCGACGCAGGGAGCCAAGCGAACCAAGCGAUCUUAUAGCAAAUCAUCGCAUCAUGAAACGCUACAGAGGAUAACCUCGACUAAAAAAGAUCCUAACGAGUCCGGCAACAGUGCUGACAGCAAACCUCAGGCGAUUCGAUUCCCCAAGUGGAAACCGCCGGGAGCAGUAGCAGUUCCAAUUAAUAAAGAAUGGCAUGCACCCGGCUCGUACAUAUAUGACAUUUGCACGCCUGGUUCCCCAAGUCUGGCCUCGCUAGAACUGGCUCCGUGCUCUAUGGAUUACUGGUUUGAGGAAUUAUACGCCAGUACCGAGAUGGACGCUGAAGCAGCUGCCUGCGCGAUGAGACCUCGCAAGGGACGCAAAGCGCUGAACGAGGAAGCGCAGAGUAAGUUGCUGUUGGAUGACGGAGAGCUUAAGAUGCUUACCCGGGAUGAACGGCUCGAGCUGAAAAAGGCAUAUCUACGACGAAAAGCGGUUCAAAAGUGGAAUGGGCAACGGUUUCGCAGCAUUGAACCGGCACGGAAACGACUCAAGACGGUGAGCAAGAUGGUGGCUCGAUUGGACGAGCAACGGGGGACGAUGCUUAAGAAAAAUGGCGGCGCAGAACAACCCAAAUGCCAGCGACCGGACUGCAACCAAGUAGCCCUGUUGGCUACUACUCACUGUUAUCAGCAUAUUACCGAUAACCAUGAGCAGCGCCUGUUCCAGCAGUGCACGGCUAAGUUCUCUGACAACAGCCAGUGUCGGGUGCCGGUUUUUAACUUAAGUCACGGAUUGAUUUUGUGUCGCGAACAUGCCUGGAAGCACGACAAUCACGACAAAAUGACUGCCGAAGUAAAAAUGCUGAAGAAACCUACUGCAACCGUCGCUGCAAAGAAGAAAAUGCCGAAAGCGGCAACAAUUGUCACAGCGACCUCCCCUGUAACGAACCGAGCAGUACCGCCGGCCGCAACGGUGACUAGCACCAAGAAGAAAACUAAGAAAAAGAAACUAACCCCUCUGCAGCAGCAGCUGGCUCUGCAUCAACAACACUACAAGCAACAAUAUUCAAGUAUUAUCCACUCGAAACCGACCAUACCCCCACCCGCGUACGGAACAUCAUCCAACAAUGACCAGAAAACGACUCCACCGGCGAGUACGUUCCGUCAAUCGGGCAAUAUGAUGUACACACAGAACAAGAUACAACCGAGCACUACGACAUCGGGUAAUAUACCGCAACCCACCACCCGCAACGUCCACAUUCCGAUGCUCCAAAAACAGCGUCAAUCUCUGCACUCUUACCAGCAACAACCACAACAACAAAAAUCGGUGCUGAUUACACAGAACCAUCUUAAUCUGAACCAACAGCAGCACCAUUUGAUUAGUCGGAACGAUGAUCUAAUGCUGAACUACAAUGCGCAACAGGCACAGCAGCAACAGUUCAAUCAACAGCAGGUCCAUCAGGUUCUGGGGAACACCACACAAGAUCUGCUGAACAUAUGCGAAAACAGCUCGGCCUAUGCCAGCUCCGAGGACACUGGCGUUGGUGGUUUAUCUGAAUCCGAAUUGAUGGCUGCCCAGGACGUUAUAGAGGAAAUACCAUUCGAGAUUGGUAGUUUGAACAACGUGCUGAGUCAGCUGCCACCUGAUGCAUUUCACGAGUUAUUAUUUAAUGAGCAAGAAGAGCAAAAUGGCCCCACCUUUGAGUCAACCCAGCAAGAGGAGGAAGAUCUGGAACGUGCGCUGGAAGUGGUUGGCGAGCAUGUGAAAUCCCUCGAGGACAUGACGGUUGAGUCCGCCAACUUUCUGGGUGACUUUCUUGACAAUGUGGACGACGAAAUGCUGGACGGGUCGGACAUUUGCUCCGACCAGAUGCUGCAGUCGCCCAACACCAACGACAUUCGCGGACUGGUCCACACGUGAACCGUUGGAGGGCCAUGCGUGUGAAUGAUCUGAUAGGGGAUGAGGUAAGCGUGAGUUGCGAAUGCCUACAAGUUCGCCUAUGCUGAGAAAUAGUAUAACGCUUUGAUUUUUGUAGGAAUGUUUGGAAAGUGAUAUUUUGUUUGUUCGGUCGAAAUAAAGUGUAUGUAAACAUUUA